CAUAUCUUCUUGCAGAGUCCAGAGCACAUGGUUGGCAGCCAUUUUGGAGCCAUUUCUUCUUGCAGAGUCCUGAGCACAUGGUUGGUGGCCAUUUUGGAGCCAUUUCUUCUUGCAGAGUCCUGAGCACAUGACCGGACCUUUGUUACCUCUCGGCUAUUGUGACCUCAGACUGUUUUGACCACGCUGUUUUCUGGCUUCCUGACUUCGGCUCGUCUUUCGGUACACUUGACUUUCUGUAACCCCGACAUCGGCUUGUUUCCUCGGCUUGCUCCUAGACUGCUUCUCCACAAGCCAUUCAACUUGCUGCCCUCGUGAAGCCUUUGAGAGCUUUCUUCUAUUACCAUCAUGAUACUUGUUCCUUGCUGUCCCUUGCUGCUGAUGUUUUUGUUGUCUGGAGUUCAAGGUGACUGCACCACUCCACCAAAACAGCCUCAUGCUACAUUGCGGAAUGGAGAACUGAAAGACAGCUACUCUGUUGGGACUGUUCUACAGUACACUUGCAUUCUGGGUUAUAAAUUUAUAGACAGAUCAAAUCCUUCUAUUAGGUGUCUGAACAAUUCAGAGUGGUCAACAACACCUACAUUUUGUGAAGGAAAGCAGUGUAAAGCUCCAUUUGUAGAGAAUGGCAGAAUAGAAUCCAUGGGUGACCUACGGCUUGGUGAAGAAAUAACCUAUGUCUGUGACCAAGGGUACAGACCAAUAGGCAGGACAACUGCUCGUUGUACUUUGUUCGAGGGUAACAAGGUUCUGUGGGAUAUCGACCCUCCAUUGUGUGCAAGAAUCCCUUGUGAGCGCCCACCCACUAUUUUAAAUGGAACACACAGUGGGGAUACAUCUCUUGAUCACUAUACUGUUGGCGAUGUGGUAACGUACAGUUGUGGCAGAGACCUUUCCCUCAUUGGAAAUUCAAGUAUUGUCUGUAUAACUGCAAAAGAUGGUGUAAAUGGAAUAUGGGAUAGACCUGCACCUGAAUGUAAAGCUAUCCAGUGUAGCAGACCACAAAUUCAAAAUGGAAGGCUAACAAGUGCAUUUCAGCCUAUAUAUAACCAUGAACGUGUUCUGCAGUUUGUUUGUGAUUCUGGCUACUCUCUGGUGGGAACUGAGUUUGUAAAAUGUGGGGCUGACAGCAUGUGGCACCCUGAACUUCCAACAUGUGUCAAGGUGGUCGAGUGUAGCAGACCACAAAUUCAAAAUGGAAAGCUGACAACUGGAUUUCAGCCUUCAUACCCUUAUGAGCAUGUUCUGCAGUUUGUUUGUGAUUCUGGUUACUCUCUGGUGGGAAAUAAGUUUGUAAAAUGUGGGGCUGACAGCAUGUGGCACCCUGAAUUUCCAACAUGUGUCAAGGAUAUUUUGACCACCCACCUCACUUCCACCCCCACCCCCAACGUUUAUCCAGCAAGAGAUAAGAAGAAUGAGACUUCAGGAGAUUGCCCUGCUCCAGAGAACCCACCCCAUGCUACUCUGAUUGGUGGAGAAUUAAAUGACAGCUAUCCUGUUGGGACUGUUCUGAAAUACAACUGCAUCCCAGGUUAUCAGCUUAUAGUAGGAUCAAAUCCUUCUAUUGAAUGUCUUGAUAAUUCAACAUGGUCCCAAACGCCUACAUUUUGUGAAUUGAAGCGAUGCAAAGUUCCAGUUUUAGAGAAUGGCAAAAUAGAAACAUCAGGUAACCUCGAGCUUGGUGAUGAAGUAACCUUUGUCUGUGAUGAGGGGUACAGGUUAAUAGGUGCAGAGACUGCCCGUUGUACUUUAUAUGGCAACAAGGUUGAAUGGGAUACAACCCCUCCAUUAUGUGAACGAAUCCCUUGUGAGCGCCCUCCCACAAUUGCCAAUGGAUCACAUAGUGGGGAUGAAUCCUUAGAUCACUAUACAGUUGGCACAGUGAUAACAUACACUUGUGAUAAAGACUUUUCCCUUAUUGGAGAUUCAAGCAUUAUCUGUAUAGUUGCACAAGAUGGCUUAACUGGAACGUGGGAUAAAUCUCCACCUGAAUGUAAAGUGGUCCAGUGUAGCAGACCACAGAUUCAAAAUGGAAAGCUGACAACUGGAUUUCAGCCUUCAUACCAAUAUGAGCAUGUGCUACAGUUUGUAUGUGAUGUUGGCUACACUAUGGUGGGAAUUGAGUUUGUAAAAUGUGGGGCUGACAACAUGUGGCACCCUGAACUUCCAACAUGUGUUAAGGAUAAUUUGACCACUCACUCCACCUCCACCUCCACUCCCACCUCCACCCCCACUGUUCAUCCAGAAGGAGAUAAGAAGAAUGAGACUUCAGGGGUAAUCAUACAGCCAACCAUAAAGACAACAAAAGAAAUAUUCAGCAGCGGACCUACACGGAAUCCGAGUGGAAUAGUUACUAAGGGAGAAUCAGGAAAUAACAACAGCGUGGCAAUUGUUGCUGGAAAAUUGAGCCUUAUUCUGGUUCUUUUGAUUCUUACUGUAUAGUUUUGUGUGAAGAGAAGAUAAAGGAAGAAAAAUGAAGCAAUCUUGAAUUUCUGCCGUAAAGCAAAACAAAAACAAAAAAAAUCUUAAAAUAAUUUUAAAAAGAACAUUUCUUGUUAAAACAGAAAGGGGCAUAUGUUGUCUUCACUCCUUGGGAAGCUACAACAUGACCUGACAACAAGGCAAUAACCAUUCCAAUUUUUUUUCCUGACCCUUUACAGAAAGAGUGGGCAAAGUGAAGUCCUCCAUGUUGUGCGAUUGUAGCUCCCAUCACCUCUAGCUUGCAUAGCCAAUGAUGAAGGUUGCUGGAUGCUGCAAUCCUGCAACUUCAAGAGGACCACACAUUGCCCACCCCUGAAUUAUUGUUUAUAUAUCAUUUAGCCAUUUGUUUCAUAAAAUAAUAAUUUUAAGAAUUUUGUUUACAUAUUGUUAAUGUUUUAUUGCAAUGUAUUAUAAUUGUUUUGUUAUAUUUAAAUAUGCUAUUUUAAAUAUGUAUAUAUUUGUUGAAAAGGCAUUAUGCAACAAUGCUUACUAUUACUAUGCAAACCAGAAUAACAUUUUAUUCAUGUAAACUUUUAUCACUAUUC
Sceloporus undulatus (fence lizard) is the source of this 3023-nucleotide messenger RNA. RefSeq names its product complement receptor type 2-like. Gene Ontology annotation, biological process: negative regulation of complement activation, classical pathway. The coding region runs from base 346 to 2439 and encodes 697 amino acids. Lineage: Eukaryota; Metazoa; Chordata; Lepidosauria; Squamata; Phrynosomatidae. The transcript is spliced from 20 exons. The record is from RefSeq and is a predicted model, not a curated record.